UCUUCCUUUGUUAUUCAAAUACCCGUUUCGUGCUUUAACUACUGAAAGUGCAGCUAAGAUCAAGUUCUUUUUUGUCCAAAAACGGCAUUCUCGACACGUGCACGUGUUGUGUUUAUUUCGAUAUCUGAUCGAACGUCGAACGCGAGAAAAAGAACGACGUUCCGACGAUCCCAUCAGGGAGAAACCGCGAGAACACAUCCGCGCAGAGAGAGAUUGUCCGGCUAACGUUGGCUAGACCAAAAAAAUCGAUAAGGGAAGCGCGAGAGUCAGUAAAGGCGCACGCGUCAAGCUUUACUGAUGCGUGUCAGCUGUCCAGGUCGUAACUAAAAGCCAGACCAGAGAGAGAGAUAGUACAGGUGUUCGUCUCGCCGCGUCCGAAAUCUUCCCCAAUGUGGAUGCGCGAUCGAAUGGCUUAAAUGGCUUGCGACAGUCGCGCGAAGGUGUAUCUCGGAUACGAGGACGAAUACGUGACCGAGAAACAUCGGUCGCUGCUCAACUUCACGACAAAUAAGAUCGGCGGGCAUCCGAACUGUUACGGGAAGAGCACGUUGUCGCCGCCACAAUGCAGACUCUGCAGCCUGCAUCAACUUCUGGCGCUCCAACUUUACGCGCCGUUAGAUAAUUCCAAGUAUCACCGGACGCUGUACAUAUUCGCGUGUAUCAAUCCGAAUUGCUGGAAUCAAAAUGAGAGCUGGACGUGUCUGAGAAUACAGCAUCUGGAGGACGAAGCGAGGACGAGCGCGCCGGAAUCCGUCAACGUGCCGUCCACGACGUCCUGGUUGUCGGGCGAGGACGACUGGGGGGAUAACGUGAACGACAACGCGUCGGAACAAAACGGAAACAACAUGUUGAGGAACGAUCCUUUGCAAUUUCACUUUUCUCUGCACGAAGAAAUAGAUCAGGAGAUACGAGACGAAUUGUCCGUGCUACGUGUGGACGAUCCGAAUGCGAAUAGUCCGAACAGUGUGGAUUCUCCGGUGAGCGGAGGCGCCGUGGGUCGUUUGGAUUCUCCUCAGGCGUCCGCGGAGAUCGACGGUGACGAGAACGAGGUUGUGUGCAUCGACACGCCGACGCGGCCGCAAUGCGAUCUGAUCAGUUUGCUUCAAGAGAUGACGCCGCUGCCGCUGCAAAUCACAAACGCGGAGACGAACUACUCGUUCGUCGAGAUAUUCCUCGCGGUCGACGAGGAGGAUUACAGCUCGGACGUGUCCCAACACGUUCGGGAUCUGCUGGUCGAAUAUCAGCACAGCAAUCCGGACAACACGUCGACGAAGUACACCGAGUCCGGCAAUUCCAAAACCAUCGAGACGGAUGUGGAAAAGUACGAGAAGGGUAUUCCCAAGCACGGCGACGAGAUGUUUCAUAACUUCGUUUGCAGAAUACAGAGAAAUCCCGGACAGCUGCUGCGAUAUUCAAGAGACAAUUCCGCGCCGUUACUGCUGUAUCCACUGAGCGGUUGCAUCGGCAAGUGUCGGCAUUGCGGGGACGAGAUGACCUUCGAGCUGCAAGUACUACCGACGCUCAUACCGAAGCUGAUACUGAAUCCGCGUACCGAGCGGAGUUUUCAAAUCGAGUUCGGGACCGUUUUAAUAUACACCUGCGUCAGAAGCUGCUGGUCCGCGACCGACUCGUAUCGGGAGGAGCAUGUGGUUGUUCAAGCAGAGAGACUAUAGUCGUGAGGUAGCAAAAAAAAAAAAAAAAAAUAAAAAAGGAAAAAGAAAUUAUUACGAGUGAAGCUACUACGGUUCUUCCAGUGAUCCUAUAUAGAAUUUCAUAUUUACGCGUCUAGGACGACUAGUCAUGUUACGUCUUGUAGGAGAAUACCGUCCACCUCUUCGUAUAUUCAUCAAAAAUCCUAAAUAGCGAUCGAUGGUCAACACUUAGCAAAAAACAACAAAAAAAAAAAAAAAAAAAAAAAAAA
This is a messenger RNA of Pseudomyrmex gracilis, 1921 nucleotides long. RefSeq names its product programmed cell death protein 2-like (gene trus). Gene Ontology annotation, cellular component: cytoplasm. Lineage: Eukaryota; Metazoa; Arthropoda; Insecta; Hymenoptera; Formicidae. The record is from RefSeq and is a predicted model, not a curated record. The transcript is spliced from 4 exons. Bases 417 to 1673 code for a protein of 418 amino acids.